This is a messenger RNA of Cyanistes caeruleus (blue tit), 1262 nucleotides long. The record is from RefSeq and is a predicted model, not a curated record. Lineage: Eukaryota; Metazoa; Chordata; Aves; Passeriformes; Paridae.
CAGGGCUGAAGAGCGCCGGCAGCGAUGGGGAACUCCUGGAAGUGGGGGAGCCACCCCAGCACCCCAGAGCCUGGGCAGCAGCUGAGGGCAUGGUGGCAGAGGAAGAAGAGGAGGAGGAGGAGGAAGAGGAGGCUUUGGGCAAGGACUGUCAGGAGGAGCUGCCGGGGCCUGAGGAUCUGCUGUUGGAGCCCCAGGAGGUGCAGGCUGGGGGACACCCCUGGGUGCUGGAGGGACCCAAGCGGCCGAGCAGCUGGGGGCCGGGGAGCUGUGAGAAGGUCAGUGCAACCCCCCGGCCCUCACCUGGGAGUGCCCAGACACCCAGCACCCACCCCCCUAACAGCAGUGCUGGAGAGCACCCCAAGGUCCCCAAAUCCCCGUCCCUGGUGGGGACCCUGGCGCUACCCAGUGGGGAUAGGGAACCGGAGCGUGUUGCGGAGGAUUUGCAGGUACUGAGCAGCGAGGAGGAGGAAGAGGAGGAGGGGGAAGGAGCCACCAGCAUCCUGCCACCCUCAGUGCUGGACCAGGCCAGCGUCAUUGCCGAGCGGUUCGGUGGCGGCAGCAGCUUAUCCCGAAGGAGCAGCCUGGUGCUGGAGGGGCCCCUGGGACGCACCCCCAGCCAUGGUGGCAGCACCCUCAGUCUGGAUGGGGGGCCCCCGCUCGAAUCCGGGGAGCCUGAGGGAUCCCGCAGUGCCAUCCCCUCUCCCGAGCCCUUCACUAGAGCCCGCCGGGAAUCGCUGCUCUCCAACCGGGACCGCCUGCUCCUCGACAAGAUCAAGAGUUACUAUGGCCAUGCCGAGCACCGCGAUGCCGGUUUCGCAGUGCGCCGUCGCGAGAGCCUCUCCUUCAUCCCCAAGGGGCUGGUGCGGAGCUCCGUGUGCCGCCUCAAUGGGCUCCCACGGCCCCCCGAGAGCCCUGAGCCCCCCAGCCAGCCCGAGGCACCAGAGCCGUGCCAGGAGAACGGGGAGCAGCCCCCCGAGCCACUGCUCAUCCUGGAGGAGGAUGAUGUGGGCACCGCAGCAUCACCUCCCGGGCCACCCCCGCAGCUGCUGCUGACACCCCCUCACCUGGGCACCAAAGUGUACCAGCUGGCACGGCAGUACAGCCUCCGCAUCAAGAGCCGCCGCGCCGGCACCCGCCGCCCACCGCUGCCGCCGCAGGAGGACAGGGACCCCCCUCCCAGCACCCCUUCGCUGGCUGUGCCACGGGACGACGCGCUGGUGCCAUCGCCAUCCCCUCGUGCCCCCCACAGCCCUUCGAGCCCC